UUUACCGGAAGCAAACCAAAAUAAGACUGGUGGGAUGCUGACUUCCAUCCUCCCAUCUCCUCGGGAAACCAAAAACUUGACUUCUGUUGAGUGUUUUAACUCCCCCAGCGGGAUGUCUUUCCCCUCAGCUUUCAGUGCGCAGGUGGCCGCCAUUAUGGACGCUCUGGCCAAAGCUGCUGCGGCUGAAAUAUCGAUGCUAUUGGAGGAGGGCAGCGUGGCUCUGCGGCUGGAGGUGAGCAGGAGGGACAGUGAGAUACAAGAGCUGCGGAGCAGCCUGAAGAGGAUGGAUGCUGAGCUCCAGAAAGCGCAGGAAGCUGCUGCGAGGCGAGUUACAGCCGAGAAGCAGGUGCAGACCCAGGAGCCGUGGAGAGAGAUAAAGGAACAUGAAACAGAUGGAGCAUACCCUGAAGAACAACCUGCUGCUUCCCUUUGUGAGCCUCACAUCAGUCCAGCUGUGAAACAAGAAGUUGAGCUUCACUUCGAUGAAACAGCCGAGCACGCAGCGAGAGACGCAGCAAACGGAGGCGACCCCAUCUGGCCCGUCUGUGAUGUGUUUGAGAACAGCUCUGUCGCCCUCCAGCAGCAGAUUUUUCCCUCUAAUGUCGAAGAGUAUCCUUCCUCCAGAGACGUGCAGAGUUCAUAUCCAUCCUCGGCAACCGAAGGAGCAGACGACUGCUUUACGCUGCCCAUAAAAGCAGAGAUCUCUGCGCUUCCUGAGUCUGGUUACACAGACACUUUGCAUGGUGGCGUCAUCCAGGGGGGUUGUAUGGAGUCUGCAGGACCGUCAGCAGCUUUGCCUCAUGCCCAGGAGUCCACAGCAGGAGCAUCAGAAGCAAAUGAAGAAAAUAUUAACAACAAAAUCAACGGCAGACCAAAAAGAUUAAUGACUGCGUGGAGAGCAAAUCAGAGCGUCUACAUCUGCUCAGUUUGCAACAAGGGUUUCCUUCGCCUGUCUCAGCUGGAGGAGCACAAGAGCAGCCACCAGUCCUCCAAACCUUUCAGGUGCCUUGAAUGUGGGAAGUCUUUCACCCAGAAGACCCGGCUAAAGACGCACCAGAGGGUCCACACGGGAGAGAGGCCGUUCAGCUGCAGCAUCUGCGGCAAGAGGUUCUCCAGGCAGGAUAACUGCAUGAGGCACGAGCGCUUCCACAGCGGGCUGAAGCCGUUCAGCUGCAGGCAGUGCGGCAAGAGCUUCACUGUGCUGGGAAACCUCAAAAUCCACCAGGUUAUCCACCUGCGGGGAAGGUAGCGCUUAAAACCAACUUUUAGCAGUUUAGCAGAAAAUGUCGACUUUAUUUAUUAAAUGUAAUAAUAAUUUACAAUGCAGAAAUCAGAUUCAGACGAGGAAUGGACAAUAUGUCUGCAAUCUUUUAAAAGAAAGGUUUAGAUAAGGAAUAAAAGGCAGAUUUUUGUCUUGAUUUUAGUCGAUCCUGUUGAUGUAUAACCUUGUUUUGUCUGGAUGUUGCUCAUUAUUGACUUUUUAAAUACACGGAUUUCAUUAAAAACCUUUAGUACUUUGUAAAGCUUUGGUCUCAGUGCUUUUUCUCUUAAUAUAGACUUUCCUUU
Molecule: messenger RNA, 1566 nt
Organism: Cyprinodon tularosa
Lineage: Eukaryota; Metazoa; Chordata; Actinopteri; Cyprinodontiformes; Cyprinodontidae
Product: zinc finger and SCAN domain-containing protein 12-like
Exons: 2
Coding region: 35-1249 (404 amino acids)
Biological process (GO): regulation of transcription by RNA polymerase II
Molecular function (GO): RNA polymerase II cis-regulatory region sequence-specific DNA binding; DNA-binding transcription factor activity
Source: RefSeq, a predicted model, not a curated record